Messenger RNA from Camellia sinensis, 636 nucleotides. The record is from RefSeq and is a predicted model, not a curated record. NCBI's taxonomy places the organism in Eukaryota, Viridiplantae, Streptophyta, Magnoliopsida, Ericales, Theaceae.
UUAGCGUCUUUGGUAAUGUUAGAAUAAUUUUUUUGUUUGUGUCGCAACAAGAUAUGAUUGGCAGAGUGGUAAACUAGACCCUUCCAUGAUGAAUCGAAAAGCAGAGAACUUAUUGCCUCACCUUGUUCAGGUGUCAAUAAACUUGGAUGCAAAUGGUGAAUGCCAAGAAUGUUCAGUGAAGUCAUUGAAUGAAUGGAAAAAAGCAUCAGAUUUCCCAGUGAUAAAUCAAGACUACUCAGGUGCCAAAAACACAUACAUUUAUGCAGCAACGACCUCUGGUUCAAGCCAAGCAUUGCCACAUUUCCCAUUCGACACAGUGCUGAAACUAAACACUUUGAACAAGUCCAUCCACACUUGGUCUGUUGGGAGCAGAAGGUUCAUUGGGGAGCCCAUUUUUGUCCCCAAAGGAACCCAAGAAGAAGAAGACAAUGGCUACAUUCUUGUGGUAGAGGUGAGCACAUUCAAUUUUAAAAAUCAAAUUUUUCAUGACAUGAAAUUAUCUGUCCUUAAAAUUUCUGUCCCCAAUACAUUUCAGUCAGUUGCACCAGAUUUUCGUAUUUGAGCAUUUUUACUAGAUUGUGUAGUUGAAGUGCAUUAGGGAGAAGGAAUAGAGAUUUUGAGACGAGAAGAUCCCAU